UCAGGCUCCCUGCCUGGAGCUCACUCAUCCUGCCAGCAGGACCAUAGUGCAAGGCUUAGACUCUCCCACACCUCGUCUGAUUGGAAACGCUGUCCUGCGAAAUCUGAGAAAAUCAAAUUCCUUACUGAGACCAUUUCACACAGAAUUUCCUUAGGAGCGGUGCUGGGGCCUUGUGAUGAUACACCAACUUGUGCUACCAACCUUCAAAAUUUGGACUGUCUAACACGCAGGUCAUGAACCUUGUAAUUAAGAAAUUCUUGAAGACAAUGUCGAAUAUGAUCCAGGAGAAAAUGUGAUUUGAGUCUGGAGACAACUGUGCGUUUUGAACAUACUACAAGUUCAUUUGGACUCUAAUGAUGGAGAAAAAACAUAUAUUCUAUUUUAUGUUUCUCCUUCCCUUUAAUAUGACUCUUGUCACAGCAGAGCCAGAAGAAGAAGAAGGCUUUAACCAAACAGAACUGGGAGUCACUAGAAACAAGAUCAUGACUGCUCAAUAUGAAUGUUACCAAAAGAUUAUGCAAGAUCCUGUUCAACAGGCAGAAGGCCUUUACUGCAACAGAACAUGGGAUGGAUGGCUGUGUUGGAAUGAUGUUGCAGCAGGAACUGAAUCAAUGCAGUAUUGCCCUGAUUAUUUUCAGGAUUUUGAUCCUUCAGAAAAGGUUACAAAGAUCUGUGACCAAGAUGGAAACUGGUUUAGACAUCCAGAUAGUAACAGAACAUGGACAAAUUAUACUCUGUGUAAUAAUAGCACACAUGAAAAAGUGAAGACCGCACUGAAUUUGUUCUACCUAACUAUAAUUGGACAUGGAUUAUCUAUUGCAUCACUGCUCAUCUCUCUCAUCAUAUUUUUUUAUUUCAAGAGCCUAAGUUGUCAACGGAUCACCUUGCAUAAGAACCUGUUCUUUUCAUUUGUUUGUAAUUCGAUUGUGACAAUCAUUCACCUCACUGCGGUGGCCAAUAACCAGGCUUUAGUGGCCACAAAUCCUGUGAGCUGUAAAGUGUCUCAGUUCAUUCAUCUUUACCUGAUGGGCUGUAACUACUUUUGGAUGCUCUGUGAAGGCAUUUACCUACACACACUCAUCGUGGUGGCUGUGUUUGCAGAGAAGCAACACUUGAUGUGGUAUUACUUUCUUGGCUGGGGGUUCCCGCUGCUUCCUGCCUGCAUCCAUGCCAUUGCCAGAAGCUUGUAUUACAAUGACAAUUGCUGGAUCAGUUCAGAUACCCAUCUCCUCUACAUCAUCCACGGUCCAAUUUGUGCUGCUUUACUGGUAAAUCUCUUUUUCCUAUUAAAUAUUGUUCGUGUUCUGAUCACCAAGCUGAAAGUUACUCACCAAGCAGAGUCCAAUCUUUACAUGAAAGCUGUGAGAGCUACCCUCAUCUUGGUACCGCUCCUUGGCAUUGAGUUUGUGCUUUUCCCAUGGCGGCCUGAAGGAAGGGUUGCUGAGGAGGUGUAUGACUAUGUCAUGCACAUCCUGAUGCACUAUCAGGGCCUUUUGGUGUCUACAAUUUUCUGCUUUUUUAAUGGAGAGGUUCAAGCAAUUCUGAGAAGAAACUGGAACCAAUAUAAAAUCCAGUUUGGAAAUGGCUUUUCCCACUCUGAUGCUCUCCGCAGUGCAUCCUACACAGUGUCAACAAUCAGUGAUAUCCCAGGGUACAGUCACGACUGUCCCACUGAACACUUAAAUGGAAAAAGCAUCCAGGAUAUUGAAAAUGUCACCUUAAAGCCAGAGAAAAUGUAUGAUCUAGUCAUGUGAAAAUAGAGAGAGCUCACCUGUUUUGUGCCACUUGAACAAACAAUGUUAUAAUCAGAAGAUUUAGUAGCAAAUGGAUUUCUUGGAUGCCACGAAGGAAGCCCUCAAAUGAAAUGAGAUGUGUGAUGCUCAAUGCUUAACAACCCUCUCUAUGGCGGGGGGUUGGGG
Molecule: messenger RNA, 1919 nt
Organism: Phodopus roborovskii (desert hamster)
Lineage: Eukaryota; Metazoa; Chordata; Mammalia; Rodentia; Cricetidae
Gene: Calcrl
Product: calcitonin receptor like receptor
Exons: 15
Coding region: 354-1754 (466 amino acids)
Biological process (GO): cell surface receptor signaling pathway; angiogenesis; adenylate cyclase-activating G protein-coupled receptor signaling pathway
Cellular component (GO): plasma membrane
Molecular function (GO): adrenomedullin receptor activity; calcitonin receptor activity; calcitonin gene-related peptide receptor activity
Source: RefSeq, a predicted model, not a curated record